Phyllostomus discolor (pale spear-nosed bat) is the source of this 396-nucleotide messenger RNA. It is a transcript of the gene APOC3, whose product is annotated as apolipoprotein C3. The transcript is spliced from 4 exons. Gene Ontology annotation, cellular component: extracellular region; intermediate-density lipoprotein particle; very-low-density lipoprotein particle. Gene Ontology annotation, molecular function: lipase inhibitor activity; phospholipid binding; high-density lipoprotein particle receptor binding. Gene Ontology annotation, biological process: lipid transport; negative regulation of lipoprotein lipase activity; lipoprotein metabolic process. The record is from RefSeq and is a predicted model, not a curated record. NCBI's taxonomy places the organism in Eukaryota, Metazoa, Chordata, Mammalia, Chiroptera, Phyllostomidae.
AUGCAGCCCUGGACCCUCCUCAUGGCUGCCCUCCUGGCUUCUGUCUGAGCUGUGGAGGCACAGGAUGCCUCCCUUCUGGGCUUCAUGCAUGGCUACGUGCAGCAAGCCAGCAAAAGAGCCCAGGGCGCGCUGACCAGUGUACAGGAGUCCCAGGUGGCCCAGGGAUGGAUGACAGACAGCUUCAGGUCCCCGAAAGACGAUGGGAGUACACUUAUGGGCACGUUCUCCAGCUUCUGGGAUUCAACCCCCGAGGCCACACCAGCAGCCCCAGACCUCAAGACCCCGAGUCUGCCAGAGCUGGCGGAUAGAGGGGGUGGCAGUGCUCGGAGCCCCUUGGUGGCUGGCUGGCUGGCUUGCAUAGCUGUGCCUGAGGACACAGUGGCUGCUUCCGGAUAG